This is a messenger RNA of Drosophila busckii, 2502 nucleotides long. It is a transcript of the gene Mer, whose product is annotated as moesin/ezrin/radixin homolog 2. Gene Ontology annotation, molecular function: cell adhesion molecule binding; actin binding. Gene Ontology annotation, biological process: regulation of cell shape; regulation of organelle assembly; positive regulation of protein localization to early endosome. Gene Ontology annotation, cellular component: cytoskeleton; filopodium; plasma membrane. Lineage: Eukaryota; Metazoa; Arthropoda; Insecta; Diptera; Drosophilidae. The transcript is spliced from 4 exons. The record is from RefSeq and is a predicted model, not a curated record. The coding region runs from base 290 to 2203 and encodes 637 amino acids.
UUGCAAUAGUUGUGAUUAAAUGUUAGUUAUAAUAUUAAAUUAAGUGCCUACAAGUGCCAGUGCAGUAUUUACAGUUAUUAAAUGGUGCAUUAUGAUGUUGUGUGUGAAUGUAAGUGUGCGAAUGAUGGAAUGGCAACGCAACAAGUAAAACCUAAUAAUAAAUAAAUACAUAUGCAUAUGUAUGUAUAUAGAUAAAUGUACAUACAUAUGCUUGCACAAGCAGACAAACAAUAUACAUACAUACAUACAUCACAACAACUAAGCAACACAAUAUUAGCAACAAAUAAUAAUGAGCCCCUUUGGUUCAAAGAAGAACCGCUCAUUGCCGGUACGCGUGAGCACCUUUGAUUCGGAGCUGGAGUUUGAAUUGGAGCCGCGCGCCACUGGCCAAGAGCUCUUUGAUCUCGUUUGCCGCACAAUUGGUUUGCGUGAAUCGUGGUACUUUGGACUGCAAUAUGUCGACACGCGCAACAAUGUCUCCUGGCUCAAAAUGGACAAAAAGGUCAAGGAUCAGCAUGUUGGCAUACAUACGAAUAACAGCAUAUAUGUGUUUAGUUUCUAUGCCAAGUUCUUUCCAGAGAAUGUGAGCGAGGAACUGAUACAGGAGAUCACACAGCAUUUGUUCUUUCUGCAAGUAAAGCAGAGCAUACUCUCCAUGGACAUCUACUGCCGUCCAGAGGCAUCAGUGCUGUUGGCCUCGUAUGCGGUGCACGUGCAAUACGGUCCGUACGACUACGAGACCUAUAAGGACGGCAUGCUGGCGGGUGGCGAGCUGUUGCCCAAGGGCGUCACCGAUCAGUACCAGAUGACGCCCGAAAUGUGGGAGGAGCGCAUCAAAACUUGGUAUAUGGAUCAUGAGCCAAUGACACGUGAUGAAGUGGAAAUGGAGUAUCUGAAAAUCGCACAGGAUCUGGAUAUGUAUGGCGUUAACUAUUUUACUAUUACAAAUAAGAACAAAACCAAAUUGUGGCUGGGCGUAACGGCCGUGGGACUUAACAUCUACGAUGAACGCGACAAGCUAACCCCAAAGACAACGUUCCAAUGGAACGAGAUACGACACGUUAGUUUCGAUGACAAGAAAUUCACGAUACGUCUAGUAGAUGCCAAAGUGUCGAAUUUUAUAUUCUACUCGCAGGACUUGCACAUUAAUAAGAUGAUACUCGACUUGUGCAAGGGCAAUCACGAUCUGUAUAUGCGACGACGCAAGCCUGAUACUAUGGAAAUACAACAGAUGAAGGCGCAGUCCAAGGAGGAAAAGCAGCGUCGGCAGAUCGAGCGUAAGAAGUUCAUACGUGAGAAAAAGCUGCGCGAGAAGGCGGAGCAUGAGCGUUACGAGCUGGAGAAGCGUUUGGAGCACCUGCAGGACGAGAUGCGUAUGGCAAGCGAUGCGUUGCGGCGCUCGGAAGAGACUAAGGAGCUUUACUUUGAGAAGAGUCGCGUCAACGAGGAGCAAAUGCAGCUAACCGAAUGCAAGGCCAAUCACUUCAAGACCGAAAUGGAUCGGCUGCGCGAGCAUCAGAUGAAAGUGGAACGCGAGAAACAUGAUCUGGAGAAGAAAAUACGCGAUGCCGACUUUUAUGUGCUGCAGCUGACCGUGGAGAAGGACAAACGUGAGGCGGAAACUGAAAAGUUAAAGAAGGAGCUCAUCUGUGCCAAAAUGGCGGAGCGCGAAGCCACCGCACGCUUGCUAAGUUUUCUCAAUAGCGGUCGCAAAUCCUCGACGGACAGUUUACUCACCGCCUCCGCCGUUUCGCAGGCGAAUGUAAAUACAGCAGCCAGCAUCGCAGCCAUAAGCACACCAUCGCUAACGACAAGCAGCUCCACCAACGACAUGGAAACCGCUGCCGGUGCUGAGCUAACGACUGCAGCAGCACAUUACAUGGUCAUGGGCGACAAUUCGAGCGGCAUUUCCGACGACUUUGAGCCCAAGGAGUUUAUACUGACCGACAAUGAAAUGGAGCAGAUAACAAACGAAAUGGAGCGCAACCACAUGGAGUAUUUGCGUAAAUCCAAAAAGCAAGUGCAAAACCAAUUGCAAACGCUGCGCAGCGAAAUUGCGCCGCAUAAAAUCGAAGAGAAUCAAAGCAAUCUGGAUAUACUGAGCGAGGCGCAGAUUAAGGCUGGCGAGAACAAAUAUUCAACGCUCAAGAAACUAAAGUCCGGUUCGACCAAGGCGCGUGUGGCCUUCUUUGAGGAGCUUUGACCACAAGACUCCCAGCUCCAUUCACUGUAUGCUGUACUAUAUUUAUGUAUAACUGUAUCCUGUAUCUGUAUCUGUAACUCAACCUUAUCAACCAUGUCAGUAGCUCUAAGCACAUCUUGUGGCAUUUUGCGAACGCGUCCACACUUCAACUAAAUGCAGAUUAUAACUCACAAUAUGCACCAACCUGUUGGCCUUAGGCUGCUGCUUGAUAUUAACAAUUUAAACUUUGUUAAAAGCCAACAUCAAACGUUCUUGUUCAAAAGCAAAUAAAAACUAUUUUAUGCAAAAAAAGUUAUUAU